AUGGCCAAUCACAAAGCUGUAUUUCGAGGUGUGGACCUGCAGUGCAAAGUGAAUAACCGUGCCCACCACACAGAAGAAAUAGGCACCGAGCGGCUGGUUGUGCGUCGUGGACAGCCCUUCUCUAUGCUCCUGCAAUGUGAAGAUUCCCCUCCACUGCCUCCAAACCACCAGCUCAAUCUGGUCCUCAACCUCGGUGCACGGGGGGAGGUGAUUCUGAGGGUGUCAGGUUCAAGAGCAGCUCAUGGUAAAUGGUGGUUCAGUCAGCAGGCUGCUCAGAAUGAGGUACUGCUGAGGGUCCAUAGCCCUGCCGAUGCCCCUGUGGGUCGGUACAGCGCUACUGUGCUCUUGCUCUCUUCUGAAGGACACAUCAUAGAACAGAGCUCGUCUCAUUCCUUUUUCCUGCUCUUCAACCCCUGGACUAAAGCCGACUCUGUGUAUUUGCCUGAUGAAGAGCUUUUGUGGGAGUACAUCCUGAAUGAGAAUGGCAUCCUGUACCAGGGCUCAUGGGACCAAAUCACCACUCUGCCCUGGAACUUUGGACAGUUUGAAAAAGGUAUGAUGGAUAUCUGUUUUGAAGUACUGGAUAACUCCCCUGCUGCCUUGAAAAACUCUGAGAUGGAUAUCAAGAAGAGAGCAGAUCCUGUUUACGUUAGUAGGACAAUUACUGCAAUGGUAAAUGCCAACGAUGACCGUGGAGUGAUAUUCGGGCGCUGGGAUGGAGAGUACAGUGAUGGUGUGGCCCCUACAAGGUGGACCGGCAGUGUUCCCAUCCUGAGACGCUGGAGUGAGGGAGGGGCUCAACGGGUGCGCUAUGGCCAGUGUUGGGUUUUCUCUGCUGUAGCCUGCACAAUUCUUCGCUGUUUGGGCAUUCCAACCCGAUGUGUCACAAAUUACAGCUCAGCCCAUGACACCAAUGGUAACAUCAAAGUGGAUUGCCUGUUUAAUGAGCAGCUGGAGCGUGUAUCUGAGGGCAGGAAUGACACAAUCUGGAAUUUCCAUUGUUGGGUGGAGUCCUGGAUGAGCAGAGAGGAUCUCCCAGAAGGUUAUGAUGGAUGGCAAGUACUUGACCCAACCCCACAGGAAAGGAGUGAUGGUAUAUAUUGUUGUGGGCCAUGUCCAGUGAAGGCGGUGAGAGAGGGCGAGGUGUGGAUGAAAUAUGAUGCACCAUUUGUGUUUUCGGAGGUAAACGCAGACAUGGUCUACUGGAUAGUUCAUCCAGAUGGGAAGAGAACACAACUGUCAGUGAAUCACAUGACUGUUGGAAGAAACAUCAGCACUAAAAGUGUAUAUGGAGACUACAGGGAAGACAUCACUACCAACUACAAAUACCCUGAAGGUUCCAUAAUGGAGCGAAAGGUCUAUGAAAAGGCAGGGAAACACGUGAUGAGACAAAAUGGACAGCCUGGCAAGCUGGAGCUGUCUAUAAAGCAUGCCCAAGCCAUUCACGGAACAGACUUUGAUGUAAUUGUGGAGGUGCAUAAUGUUGGAGGAGAAGACAUGCCUGCUCAGCUCACAGUCACAUCUAAUGCUGUCACAUACAACAGUUUCCAUCGGGGAGAGUGUCAGAGGAAGACUGCCAAGCUCACAGUGCCAGCACAGAAAGCUCAUAAAGAAGUGAUGAGGCUUCAGUAUGAUCAUUAUGGAGCAUGUGUAUCAGAGCAUCACCUGAUCAGAGUCACAGCACUCCUCCAAACCAGCAGUGAGCAAAAUGCUAUCCUGCAAGAAGUUAACAUCCCCUUAAAAAUGCCCAAGCUCCAUAUCAAGCUGAUUGGAGAAGCAGUGGUAUCACGUAAGCUGACAGCACUCAUCUCCUUCACAAACCCACUGCCUAUCACCUUGACUAGAGGAGUGUUUACAGUGGAGGGAGCAGGGCUAACAGGAGCACAGGAGAUCCAGGCUCCUGGUAAUAUUGGACCUGGCCAGGAUAUUGUAGUGAAAUUCUUCUUUAAACCCAUUCGAGCUGGCCUGAGGAAGUUGCUGGUUGACUUUGACUCCGACAGACUGAAAGACGUCAAGGGUGAAGCUACUAUCAUUGUUCAGAAGAAAAGAUAUCACAAUGCUUAA
Molecule: messenger RNA, 2064 nt
Organism: Neoarius graeffei (lesser salmon catfish)
Lineage: Eukaryota; Metazoa; Chordata; Actinopteri; Siluriformes; Ariidae
Gene: tgm2l
Product: transglutaminase 2, like
Exons: 13
Coding region: 1-2064 (687 amino acids)
Biological process (GO): peptide cross-linking
Molecular function (GO): protein-glutamine gamma-glutamyltransferase activity
Source: RefSeq, a predicted model, not a curated record